UGAUUCUGUUAGGUUUCAGGUUCGGUUGACUCAACACUUUACCCAAUUGGUUGGGUCAAAUACAGUUCAUAUAAAAAUCCAUUGCCCUCUUCACAAACCUCCAUUUUCAACUGGACUGUGACCUGAUCAGACAACACUGGACUUCUCAAUUCAAAUAAAACAUGAACAUCCGUGAGAUCCUCAGUGCCUCCUCUGAAGGUAGACCUGUGGUUAUCAGUCUAGAUGGAAAUCAGCAUAUGUCCAUUCGUGAAAGACGGUGCAUGGUCAGAACACUUGUGUCACACCUGAUGGAUCAAUAUGGAGAAAACCCAUCUUCAGACACUAAAGCAAUUCUGGCAUCUUCGAUUGUGGACCAGUUUCCAUGUUUAAGAGACAGCCAUGGCACAGGAUAUGACGCCUGGUUUACCCCCGGAAGACAACACAGGCCAGCAACUGGCUUUCUGGAGGAGCGUCGCCGUAAUGUAAGGAAAAGAACCAACCUCAGUGCUGAGCGUGCCAUCCAGAUGACAGAAUGGCUGAAAAAACUUUUGGCCACAGACCAGGUUGUCCAAUACAUGCGGGAAACUGCAGUAUAUCGCGCAGGAUGGAUCCGCUCAAGUGGGACAAUCCCAAUGCAGCAGAUUUUUGCAGAGUUCCCACGUUUGUUGGACACACCAGGAAUGAUUUUGCAGGACUUUGCCGUUUUAUAUCCACAGUCUUGUGGAAAACUGACAGAGAACUGGAACACCUUGUUCUCAUCAAAGGUCAUUCGCAUGGGGAAGAAGGAGGAGAGCGGUCUUCUGCCUGAGAUUGAGUUGCUUCCACAAGACAAACAAGGUGACGUGGCACUCCAGCUGCUGCCAAAACUCCUCCCUGCUGUUCCCUACAGAGUUGGGCGAAAGGUGGUCAGACCCAGCAACCUUGAAGUCCAGCAAGCCUUCAUUGAUGUCCAGCCAAUUGGGACAAAUAUGGUGGAAUAUCUUGGAAGUACGGCAACAGAGCAUCCACGUGUUCUCAUGCUUGGGGACAGGUAUUGUUGUUCCCAAGCAUUUGUCGUCAUAAAUGGAACUCCUUUGGAAUAUCCAUCUCUUUUGGGGGCUGUUGACGGCUGUUUCAAAUCGUUCUUCGUUUUUGAUAUGAGUUAUCCGAAGUCGUGUGUCCAGAUUUGGGAUUUUCUCCAAACUGUAAUAUAUGAAAUCCCAGGAAAUGAGUCACCCCCGAUAAAAUUAAUGAGGGCCCAGUUGGAGGCCAUGGAAGAAUAAAAGCAAUUCUUCAAUAACCCUUAAAUAAGUUUUAAAUGUUCUGAUUGAAAACCUGCUGGAUGUUUUGUUACUAUGUUGCUAUUUUUUUUUCACAUUUCCUUCAAACUCUUUUGAUGAAAAUAUUUCUUUGUG
Molecule: messenger RNA, 1373 nt
Organism: Poeciliopsis prolifica (blackstripe livebearer)
Lineage: Eukaryota; Metazoa; Chordata; Actinopteri; Cyprinodontiformes; Poeciliidae
Exons: 8
Coding region: 162-1241 (359 amino acids)
Source: RefSeq, a predicted model, not a curated record